AUGGGUCAACUUGUAGCCAAUGUGAUCUGUGCAUCGUCGAUCAAAGCACAUCUUUAUGAUCAGUCGUUUUUCGCCCCCUUCAUCCAUUUUUCAAUCUUCCAAUCGCAGCGUGGAGCCUGCGAGAUUAUAGCCAGAAGGACUAACUGCCGACUAAAGGAGAUUGUAGCAGUGGGCAGAUUCUACACCGCACUUGCCACUGUGACAAUGACUAGAGUAGAUUACGUGCCGCAGCCGAUAUCCCUUUCCGACCAUGACAGAUGUAGUUUACUUUGA
This is a messenger RNA of Aspergillus niger, 273 nucleotides long. RefSeq lists its product as hypothetical. The record is from RefSeq and is a predicted model, not a curated record. NCBI's taxonomy places the organism in Eukaryota, Fungi, Ascomycota, Eurotiomycetes, Eurotiales, Aspergillaceae. The coding region runs from base 1 to 273 and encodes 90 amino acids. The transcript is spliced from 2 exons.